This is a messenger RNA of Eupeodes corollae, 2591 nucleotides long. RefSeq names its product dipeptidyl peptidase 3 (gene DppIII). Gene Ontology annotation, biological process: proteolysis. The transcript has 6 exons. Lineage: Eukaryota; Metazoa; Arthropoda; Insecta; Diptera; Syrphidae. The record is from RefSeq and is a predicted model, not a curated record. Gene Ontology annotation, molecular function: metalloexopeptidase activity; dipeptidyl-peptidase activity. The coding region runs from base 136 to 2496 and encodes 786 amino acids. Gene Ontology annotation, cellular component: cytoplasm.
GUCAAACUACGAAUACCAAGGCCAACAGCCAACCCGCAUCAACCAAAUCAAGUCCGACUUUUUUAUAAUAAAUUUUGAAGAUUUUCGCACUUUUCAUAAAAUAAGUCAAUUUUUCAGAGUGCAGACAAAAAUACCAUGAUAAUUGUGCGUAAGCUUUUUGAAAGACAAGUUCGAUCUAUUGCUCGGAUUAAUGCCAAAAAUCAGCUUUCCAACACAAAUCCAACACAAAAUAUCCGAAGUCUUUCAAAAUUACACAACAAUAAUUUGAUUAGAAAUUCUAAUCGAGCAUCAUUCUACCCAUUAAACAACGAGAGGAGAAACAUGUCAUCUAACAAUGCAUCGCACUUCGUGUUGCCCAACACCCAACCUAUCGCAGAUCUUGAAUGCAAAAAUGCUUUUGAGAACUUGACUGAAAAAGAGAAGCUAUACGCACAUUACUUCAGUAAAGCGUCUUGGAAUGGUGGCCUAAUUUCCUUGGUGCAAUCCAGUCCAGAAGGUCCAUUGAUAUUUAGUCUUCUUCAUCGGAUCUUCGUUGCAGAGCCCCUUGACGCUCUGAAAGCUAAAGUCCUCGAAGGAGGUGUCUCUCAAGAUGAAUUCACUGCAUUCCUAGUAUAUGCAUGUGGAGUAUUUGCUAACGCUGGAAACUACAAAGGAAUGGGCGAUAGCAAAAUCAUCCCCAACCUACAGCAGUCACAAUUCGAAAAAAUAGUUAAACUCUCAAGUGCCUUUCAAACCGAAAAGAAAUUGUCAGCAAUCCUAGGACAAAUAUCGUCCCUUAUUUAUGAAUUAAAACCACGCAAUGAGGUGCUGGGACUUGCUCCAAGUGGUAUCACAACGUAUUGGUCAGAUAAUUGUACCAAAGAAGAUGCUGAUAUUGUCUCAAACUGGCUCACAGAAAAGCGUAUCGAACCCUAUAUGUGUCGAACUUUUAAAGUUGUUGAAAACGGAAAAACCAUUUAUGAUAUUAAACUAGCGUCGGUAGCGACAGAUGACAAAGCUGGUAUAACGCUUCCAUUAGAAACCUACAAGGGCAAUCAUUUUCGUGUAACUCGAGGAGAUUACUCGAAGCUUUUGAAACUAGUAUCAUCAAAUCUAGAAAACGCAAUGAAAUAUGCUGCAAAUGAAAAUGAAAUAAAAAUGAUACAGCAUUAUAUUACGAGUUUCGAAGAGGGCAGUUUGCCUGAACAUAAAGACGGUUCUAGGUGGUGGAUCAAAGAUAAGGGACCAGUUAUUGAGACAUAUAUUGGAUUCAUUGAAACUUACCGGGAUCCAGCUGGAUCAAGAGCAGAAUUCGAAGGUUUUGUUGCAAUGGUAAAUAAGAAAAGUUCGGCAAAGUUUGCUGAACUAGUUAACCGGGCUGAAAAAUUGCUCGAGUACUUGCCAUGGUCGGUGGAAUAUGAAAAGGAUUCUUACUUAAAACCUGAUUUUACUUCGUUGGAUGUUUUAACUUUCGCCGGUAGUGGAGUUCCAGCUGGUAUCAAUAUUCCCAAUUAUGAUGAAAUUCGACAGGAUGAAGGCUUCAAAAACGUCUCACUUGGAAAUGUUUUAGCGAAUAUCAAUCGCAAAGACCCAAUACCCUUCCUCUCAGAAGAAGAUCAAGAGCUUUUCAAAGAAUUCAAAGUGAAUUCGUUUGAGGUUCAAGUAGGACUACAUGAAUUAUUAGGACAUGGAAGUGGUAAAUUAUUCCGUAUCGAUGAAAACGGAAAAUUCAACUUUGAUCCAGAAACUUGUAGGAACCCUCUUACCGGUGAGCCCAUUACCACGUGGUAUACACCUGGGGAAACAUACGACUCUAAAUUCGGGACUCUAGGUUCUUCCUAUGAAGAAUGUCGUGCCGAAGCUGUUGGGCUUUAUCUAUCCCUACAAAGAGACAUCCUUGAUAUCUUUGGUUAUACCGAUCCCAAAGAACAAGAGAACAUAAUUUAUAUUAAUUGGCUAAGUCUUAUUUGGAAUGGAAUGGGUGUUGCCUUGGAAAUGUUCAAUCCACAAUCGAAGACAUGGAUGCAGGCACACAGUCGUGCACGUUUUGUUAUAAUGCGUGUUCUUCUUGAAGCUGGUGAAGGUCUAGUUACCAUUGAAGAAACAGAGAAUGGAAAGAAUCUGCGUUUGACCGUUGAUCGGACAAAAAUUGAAACUGUUGGCAAGAGGGCUAUGGAAGAGUUUCUUAUGAAACUACAAGUCUACAAGUCGACAGCAGACAUUGAUGCAGCUACAAAAAUGUACGAACACUAUUCGGAAGUGUGUGUGGGUGGAACUCAUCCAUGGGCUAGAUGGCGUGAUAUUGUGUUGUUGCAUAAAAAACCUCGCAUUAUUUUGGUGCAAGCAAACACCGAAAUCAAAAACGAAAAGGUUAAUCUUCUAACCUAUGAAGCCUCACAUGAGGGAUACAUUAAAUCUUGGAUUGACCGUUUCCCCAGUACUGAUGUUGAUGAUAUUCUUGAAGAGAUCAGCGAAAACGAUCGCAAAUACUUCCCAUUGGCCUUUUCUCAAGCAUAAAAAUAUAACUAAUAGACUACUUGUGCAUUUUUAUCUGUAAGCUAUGGUAUAAAGAAAAAAAUAACUAAAAUAAAUUUGUUUUAACAAAAAAUCAA